AGAGCUGUCUCUCAUCAGGAACAGGUUACAAAUCUCUUUACCACCCUCCAAUCACUGGAAAUCAAGCUUGGCCAAAAAGAUCAAAUCAUWGUCCAACAAGAACGCGAGAACAUGCGACUUCGGGAACACUUGGACAGAUUCAUGCAGAUAGUCGCGGACAGAAACUUAGAGCUGAAUAAUGUUCGAUUCGAGGCUUCGGGGAUGAUUCGAGACCUACGUGCGCGGGGCACACGGCUUGAAAGACGAAAUAAGUGUCUCCUCGAAGAGAUGGACAAGAAGAACGCUACUAUCGCUUCUUUGAUUUCUGAGGCAUGUUCAGUUCCCCUGCUCAGACGAUUGUUGGAAAGAGGAAGAAAUGAGCGAAAAAAUCUCCUAGAAAAACUCCAUGCAAUGGAAAAAUCCGCCCAAGAUUUGAUGACAAAAAACAGCGUAUUGGAACAUGAGUUGACUGUCAUUCCCAAAGAGAUAAUGUCUAAGGUACKUUCAAAAGAUCAAUUUAGA
Molecule: messenger RNA, 501 nt
Organism: Actinia tenebrosa (Australian red waratah sea anemone)
Lineage: Eukaryota; Metazoa; Cnidaria; Anthozoa; Actiniaria; Actiniidae
Source: RefSeq, a predicted model, not a curated record